CACCUCAUCCGCUGGGACGGAAGUCGAAGGAUCGGCCACCCUCCUUUUCGGAACUCCGUGCCCUAGCGGGCCCCGAACGACCAGAAAGCGGAACGGAACGCCCGAACCCAAUAAAGUCUGACUCAGUCCAGCGGCGCCCCAAGCCUCCCAGAGUGCGCUCUCCAACCUCUUCCCAGGCCGGCGCCCUUCGCCCCGGGGGGCCAUGAAGCGGGCAAGCACUCUGCGUCUGCUCUCGGACCUGAGCGACUUCACUAACGCUAGCCUGCUCCGCAAAGUGCUGGCGGAGGAGUCUCUCGUCCGGGUCCGCUCAACCCCGGACGGCCGCCACCUGCUGCUUCUGCGCCCUCCGGGCUCUCCAGCCCCACUGCUUCUGGUGUCCAGAAAGGGGGCAGGGCUGGGGCUGGAACCCUCCUGUCUGGCUGGCCAAGGCCCAGUGCUAGAUGCCUUCUUUCUCCAGUGCCCAGGAUGGGCCAGCGGCCCACGUCCUGUGCUUGCCUUGGUGUGGGCCAGCGGGCGAGCUGAGGUAUGGGGCACUGGAGUGCACCCAGGAUGGCAGCUGCUGCAGCAGGCCGAAUUGUGUGUGAGUAGCAAGGCCAAAGUGGUAGCAAUAGCGGCUCUGGGAAACCGGCUAGUGUGGUGUGAGGAGCGGCCAGCCAGCACUGAAGUAGCGGAAGGAUCAGUGCAAGCUGCCUUCAGUCACUGUGUGUGCACUCGGGCCCUGGAGCCCCACGGGGAGACCAGUGCAAUUCUGGGUGCCCCCAAGACCCUGCUGCACCACUGCCCUCAUUUCCAGCUGCUGGCCUCCCGUUCUGACUUCUUCAUGGUGCCUACAGCUAACACUUGGCCCAGUGUAGCCCACAUCUUGCUGAUCUGGUACCCAGGUAAGGGCAGGGUAACUGUAGCUGUCCCUGCUCACAACCUUACUCAUAGCAGGAACUUGAGCCCUAAAGACAGGGACUCCUGGGAUUUCAGAUCCCUCCUUCAGAGGGUACCAGGACUGCUCUCUGGUGGGGAGCCCCUAGACAUCCACACCUGUGCAGCUGCCCAAGGGAGCCUGCUGUUGCUGAGCCCAAAGGGGGCUGUGAGUCUCAUCCGGAGGGAUGGAGGAGCUAGAGCAGUGGGCUUCCUGGGGUAUGGACUGCUUAGCCAGGGAGUCCCAGUGUCCUUGGGUAUCUUCAGCAACACUUUGGCCUGUGUGCUGGGCUCUGGUCUUGAGCUGCUGGACAUGGGCAGUGGACGGCUUCUAGAAAGAAAAGUCUUAAGCACUGACAGAGUCCACCUGCUGGGGCUCUCAGCCCCAGGGAUUGAUGAAGAAGAGGAGAAUAAAGGUGGGCUUAGGCUGCUCUCUGCAAGUGGCCUAUUCUGUAUAGGCUGGGAGAUGGGGAGAGAGGUUGAGUGGCUAAACUCUGAGGACUUAGUUUUUGAGGAGGCCUGUGGCUACUACCAGCGCCGGAGUCUACUUGGAGCUAGACUUACAACUGAUGAGUUGAAAAAAGGGAGUACUUUUCGAGCCCCGCUGGCCCUAGCUGCUGUUCUCCGAGGUCACCAACCCCCAACCAAGCUGCUGAGUGAUUUGCAAGCUGAACUAAGGGACUACCAUGGCCUAGAGCGGCUCAAAACCCGCUUAGUGGCUGGGGAUGGGCAAGAGGAAGGAUGGACAGAGCUGGCCGAACGAGAAGUAGAGCGGCUGCUACGAUCAGAUCUAACAGGGGACAAACUGUCCCAGCUCAAUGCUGUCUUUUCUGUCUUCCCUGCUGCUGCCUGGUGUUCUACACGCCGAGCCCUACAGCUGCAACUGGAUGAGGCUGGCCAGCUGAAGUCCCGGGCCCCUCCCGACUUGUGGAAGAAGGUGCUAGUAGACACAGGGGCUGAUGGGGCACUACCCCCCUUUGAACUCCUGUGUCAGUGCCUUUGUCGGCUGGAGCCAUGUUGGUUGCCACCAUUUGUAGAACUGGCACAACAGCAGGGGGGGCCAGGUUGGGGGUUAGGAGCUGGAGGCCCGGGACCGCCCUUGUACCGACGGGCAUUGGCCGUACUGGGUGACUGGGCUGGGGCCAGGGCAGGGGCUCUAGAGCUAGAGCUGCUCUUGGGAAGUGGCCGGCCCAAGGCUGUGCUCCAGGCUGUAGGGCAGCUAGUUCAGGCUGGACAGUGGGAACGGGUGUUGGAUGCAGGCCUGGCCCUGAGCCCAACCAGCUCCUUGCUGCAAAUGGAGAUUUUCACUGUCUUACUAGCCGAAUUUGCUCGGCAUCGCCAAUUAGAUGCCCACCUGACUUGCCUGCGCCGUCUGUGCCCACCAGACUUGACACCCACAGACCUUCUGCUCCUGCUGAAGAGGCACCUGCCAGAUGAAGAGGAGCCUCCAACCCCAUUCCCUAAGGUGGGAGCUGACCCUCCACUCACAGUGGGACUCCUGAGAGGCCUGCUGGAACAGGCCAGGUCCGGAGCACAGGCCCCAAGCCCCUACGAGGAUAUUCUGUGGGACUCUGGUGCCUGUCCUUCCCACCCCAAGGACAGGCACUACCCGUCAGUGGGCCACAGUAGCCCGAGGUAGGAGCCUGGAGCCAGGAGUUCAAUGGAAUUGAGUCUGACUGAGACUUGGGGUCAAAGGGUAGAGGGAGGGGUCUAAUCAGUUUUUCCCACUCCCUUAUAAGAGGGUGGAACUCAGGAUUCCCUUCAGAUGCUGAGAGUGAUUCAUGGUAUGGUCCUAUUUUCCCCAGUGUGUGCAAUACUUUUCUUCCCUGGGAAGAUUUUAAAUAUAUACGGGUAAAGGAA
Molecule: messenger RNA, 2772 nt
Organism: Phascolarctos cinereus (koala)
Lineage: Eukaryota; Metazoa; Chordata; Mammalia; Diprotodontia; Phascolarctidae
Gene: HPS6
Product: HPS6 biogenesis of lysosomal organelles complex 2 subunit 3
Biological process (GO): organelle organization; protein localization to membrane; lysosome localization
Cellular component (GO): lysosomal membrane; BLOC-2 complex
Source: RefSeq, a predicted model, not a curated record